UAUGGAGUCCGAAUAUAGAUCAUUCUUCAUCUCUUCGUACUUGAUGCAGUUCAAGGGGGACGUAGUGCACCACAAUUUACGCUUGACAAGACGUAGCAAAACUCUUCGAACCCUCAAUCAGCAGCAUCAUCGAAGCUUUCGAAACUCAAAGAAAAGCUGCAGGCACUCCGAUCACAGCUUUGCUGCGAGCGACUGGAUGUUCGCCAAGUUGCACGCAUACUUCCAGUCGCUUAAUAUUAGCUUCAGUCGACCAGAUAACCAUUGGCCCGUUGCUGAAGCGCAGCAGGGAACACUGGUCCCUGAGCAGCAAGAGUUCAGCAAGAAAUUCGCUAUCCGACGGUAUAAUCAGGCCGCAUGUAACCAAGUCGAUAUCGACAUCAUGUCGUACAGGGGUCUCCUCCAAAAAUCGGAUUGGAUGGACACGGAGCGAAACACAUCGAAAAUUACCGAGAAACUGACACUCAAGCGCUCCGCCGAAGGUUCCACGUAUUAUUCGACUGAGAUCAAAGUCAUUCUUCUCUUCGGGUUGAAAGAGUUGAAGGCUAUGAUCAGCUGGGAAGAUGGGGGGGAGGAAAUACGAACUCCAGCAGUAGUAGUUUACGAUGAUGAGCAGGAACUAAUCGCUCUUGAGUCCGCAGCAUCCCGUGACUUCUCGAGGUUGGUACAAGACAACUACCGAGACCGAAUCGAACAAGGUGCGAAAUGGUCAUGGUAUCUGAUCGUCAUCACAUAUUCAAGUGCGAGCUUUGAUAGAUGGUAUCCGGAGUUGAUUGCUUGGUGGUCAAUGGUAGAAUCUCCGAGUCCUAGGGUCACUGGAAUGCCAAAUGCCAGCAAGCGGCUGCAGGAAAACAUGACGAAGUGCACAGGCGAGAACGGAGCAGCUCGAGGUGGAAUAAUAGCUCAUGACGUUGAGGGCCGGAAAAACCUUUCAGCAUGCAUGAUACUAGCGGCCGAGUUGGGACUCUAUAACUUCAGUGUGUACUGUGGAGUGAUGAUUAGGUACCCUCGUGAUGCUAUCAUCUAUAGAGGUGAUUGCCAUAAGCCGAAUCUGAAAUUCUGA
Suillus fuscotomentosus is the source of this 1060-nucleotide messenger RNA. RefSeq lists its product as uncharacterized. NCBI's taxonomy places the organism in Eukaryota, Fungi, Basidiomycota, Agaricomycetes, Boletales, Suillaceae. The transcript has 14 exons. The record is from RefSeq and is a predicted model, not a curated record. The annotation marks the transcript as partial.